GGGGGAGCAGGGGCGGCCAUGGAGCGGGGCCGGCGGGGCCGCGGCCGUGGAGCGGUUCCGCCGGGAGUACGCGCGGCUGUGUGCGGCGGCGGGCGCGGCCCCGCAGGAGGCCGUGCUGCGGCGGCUGCGGGAGCCCGGCGGGGCGCGGGCCCGCCUGGACCUGACGGCGCAGAGCCUGUCGCUGCAGACGUGCGGCGCGCUGGGCCGGCUGCUGCCCGGGGCCGCGCCCUUCGCCGCGCUGUCGCUCGGCGACUGCGGCCUGAGCGAGGAAGGUGUAAAACUUCUGUUGCAUGGUCUUUGCUCCAACACCACAGUCAAAUCUUUGGAUCUGAAGAAUCACCAUUUUCUGUCCCAUUGUGGCCCAUGAUGAUCCUGUGCUAUCCUGUGAUUUUUGCAAGCUCUUGGUCAUGGUGCCUCACAAGACCAGAGGGAAAUAACCUACGAACUGUGGGAGCCGAGGCUUUGGGAAAACUUCUUAGGCAGAACAAAUCCAUCCGGAGCCUAACCUUGGAAUGGAACAGCCUUGGCAUGUGGGAGGAAGGCUUCUCCUUUUUCUGCCAAGGACUGGGAGCAAACAACUUUCUCCAGCGGCUGGAUCUGCGCAAUAACCAGAUUAACCAUCAAGGGGCUGGAGAGCUGGCUGUGGCACUGACACAAAAUGCCAGUCUUCAGGAGCUGGAUUUGCGAUGGAAUAAUAUUGGGCUUCUGGGUGGCCGAGCUUUGCUGAACUGCCUGCACAGAAACAAGUCACUGAAGAGGCUGGAGCUGGCAGGGAACAAUGUUCCUGGCGACAUCUUGAAAGCUGUGGAACAAGCCUUGGAUCACAACCAAGACCGUGAGGCUAUCCUGAGUAAGGCCCAGAACCAAGUGUACAUCCUCAACAAGGAGGUCUUGAAUCUGAAGGAUGAGAAGAACAAGCAGUUCUUGGAUUUUAUGGACACUGUAGACAAGCAGAAAGAAGAAAAAGCCAAGAGUGAGAGAGUGUCCGCAGCACGAGUCAGCCAACUGCAGGAAGCAUUGGAUGAGCAGCACUCCAUUAUGAAUUCACUGAAAGCCAAGCUGCAGAUGACUGAAGCUGCCCUGGCUCUGUCUGAGCAGAAGGUGCACAACUUGGGAGAGCUGCUGAAUGCCAUGAAACAGGAACAAACCAGUGUGGCUGAGUGCCACUUUAGGGAGCUCCAGCAACAAAAACAGGAAAGUGCUGAUCGAGAAGGCAAGCUUUUGCAUGACUUGUCUGCUGCCAGUGAGAAAAAUCUGCUGCUGAGAAACCAGGUGGAUGAGUUGGAGAGGAAGUGCAAAGUUCAGCAGGAUCAGCUGUUCCAGGUAAAACAAGACUUGGCCACCACAACUGCAGAGCUGAAGCUUCGGGCUGUGCAGGCUGAGGAACGUCUGGAAAUGGAGAAGAGAAGAUUUAAACAAAGCCUUGAAGACAUGGAAUCCCUUCGGGUAAAAGAGGUGGAUCAUAUGACACAGCACAUUGAGGCCAGUGAACGUUCCAUGCAGGACAGGAUCCAGAGGCUGGAGACCAUCAGGAUAUCUCUGGAGGAGGAGCUGAGCCAAGUCAAAGCAGCUGCACUUGCUGAGCGAGGCCAAGCAGAGGAGGAGUUACUAAAAGCCCGGAGUCAGGCCUGCUUGGAGGAGCAGCAACGACUUGAACACCUAGAAGAGAAGCUGCGGCUGAUGACUGAGUCACGGGAUGAAGCUCAGAACUGCUGCCUUAAGCAAAAAGAAAUGGUUGCUGAAGCCCAGGCCAGAGCCAAACAGUUGAGCCUGCAUGCUGAUGGACUCAGGAGGCGGCUGGAGGAACUUCAGCAGGACCUGAACAGUAAGGAAGAGGAGAAAGUGACAGAAGUGAAUAAGGUGAAGGUGGAAUUACAGGAGCAGAUUGGGCACCUGGAAGCUGAACGCACAGCACAGGAUGGGCUGAGAGAGAAGAUUGCAGCUCUGGAAAGACAGCUGAAAGCCCUGUCAAAUAAUCACCGUGAAGCACUGCUGGACAAAGAGGGUGAGGUCUCUCUGCUGCUGGAGAAGCUGAGAAUGAAAGAGGCCGAGAUCUCCAGGGUGAGGGAAGAGGAGGCCCAGCGAGCAAGUUUCUUGCAAAAUGCCAUCAUGGCAUAUGUGCAGGGACCCCCCUUUGGAACCCACAGUUCUAGGAAAUGAGAGCAUGGCUUAAAGGAUCCAAAUACCUGCUGUCAGGAGAGGGUGAGCAACUCAGGUACAGCUCCUUCUUCCUAAACAGGACAGUUUUAUCAGAGCGGGAUGACACAAAGGCUUGCAAACACAGAAAAUUGUUCUCACUCUUUAUAAAUCUUCUUCCUGACCACAUAAAAGGGAGGAGGAAACAACCAUCCAGGCUCGUGGGUCUGAGUGCAUGAUGUGGAGCCCUUCCCCUGAGCUGCCAGUGUUUAAAGUAUUUUCUGUGUCCUUUUACACAGCACCAGCCUGUCAGCACACCCUGUUGCUACUGGGGGGUUGGUUUGUAUGUUCCCUGGCAGAGUCCUUCUGCAGCAUUCGUUUGGAUGCCAGAGCUGUUCACAGUGAAACCUGAUAAAAGGCGACAGCAGUGUUCACAGCUCCCUGUGGGCAGGAGCCAUUUGGGGUCCUGAAACUUCUGGAAGCACCGUAUCUUACACAUCUGUGCUUUUUCACCCAGUGCUUACAGAUGGAAGCAAAGUCUGACAGGGCCCUCUCUGGCUCAUUUACCCUCCCUGCUGUGGCUCUGGCUGUGUUGGUGGGCAGUAGAUUUGCGUUCAGCAUGGACAGAAACAGCUGUGUAGAGGGGCUGCGGUGCAGUGCUGUCCAUGUCCCUGUGGGACAGCUGGGCUUUGGCUGUGGUUCAACUUCUACAACACUGACUGGCAGAGAAGGGGCCAGUGGGUGAUUGGGGGUCAGCAUCUGUGCUUCUUCACUAUGAACUGCAGCCCUUGGCUGAAGAUGUUGUGGCCAAUAUGCAACAGGAUUUGAUUUCACUGUGACAAAUGGCAAAACUGUCCUCAUGGCUUCCCAGGCCCCUGAAGCUGAGUGCUGUGGCCUUACCCUGGAGAGGAGCAAUGCUUCUGUCUCAAAACAGAGGAGUUGCCUCUAAGAGCAUAAAGGGAGAGAAGGUGAUUCCUCUCCUGACAGCACAAGGCCUUGUGUGACCUGGAGAAAGGGAAGGGUUGCAGGAAUCCGAAUUGGAGAAAGAGGCCAGCAGUCUUGAGAGCCUCCUGUGAGUUCCUUCAAUGAGUCUGGGGCAACAAUGAUCUUGCAGUACAUAUUUUAGGAGACAAAUGGAAAAUGAAAGUUUCUGUGUGGACUGGUUGGUUUCUGUUCAUGAUUUUUUAUAUUGGGUUUUGCUCUGCUUUUUUAAUAAAGAGCUUUUGCAUUUUGCCAUAA
Messenger RNA from Pseudopipra pipra, 3375 nucleotides. RefSeq names its product leucine rich repeat containing 45 (gene LRRC45). The record is from RefSeq and is a predicted model, not a curated record. The transcript has 18 exons. Gene Ontology annotation, cellular component: centrosome. Bases 19 to 2160 code for a protein of 713 amino acids. Lineage: Eukaryota; Metazoa; Chordata; Aves; Passeriformes; Pipridae. Gene Ontology annotation, molecular function: protein binding.